Molecule: messenger RNA, 639 nt
Organism: Carassius carassius (crucian carp)
Lineage: Eukaryota; Metazoa; Chordata; Actinopteri; Cypriniformes; Cyprinidae
Gene: fbxo36a
Product: F-box protein 36a
Exons: 4
Coding region: 2-595 (197 amino acids)
Molecular function (GO): protein binding
Source: RefSeq, a predicted model, not a curated record
CAUGGUAACCACUAAGCGUCAAAAUAUGGCUUCUCUGCUGAGUGAGACGCUGUUUGAAACCGCUGGACAAGGCCCUCCUCCCUCCAAAGACUUCUACCAGUUUAUCAUCACACAAAACAAGGUGAUAUGGAGGUGGUGGAAGAUUUCCGUUAGGUCUGAGUUCAGAGGAGCCCCACCUGGAGAGAUCAAACUCCUCCACCAUGACUUUCUGAAUGAUGCACAGCUGCAGGAGCAGCUAGCUGCAGUGUUUGGCACCAAGAUCCUGGACUACACUUUGGCUCUGUGUCGAGGGCAUGUUGACUAUCUGGAACGUUUACCUGACAAGCUGCUCCUUAAAAUCCUUUCCUACAUGCCCUUACAGGACACUGGCCGCCUCAGCCAAACCUCAAGCAGGUUUAGGAAGCUGUGUAACUCGGAGGAGAUCUGGAGGCAGGCUGUGAGGGGUCACUGUGAUAUGAUAACUGAAGACAUGGAGAUGCUUGCCAGUGUCAUGGGAUGGAAGAACAUCUUCUUUAAGUUUUACUAUAAUACAGAACAUGACGGCACGGCCUGUCCUGCAGAGGAAGAAGAUAAAGCCAAUACUGAAUCGCCAUGAGCUAAUAAAACAACUCUUAGUCAACCAAAAAGACAAUCAUAUGA